AUGAGUCUGGCAUGGAAGCGUACGGCUACUUCUCCCGCUGGCGUGUUCUCGCUAUUGAUCCCCAACUCCGCCGCUCUUUCUUCCCCGCCCCACAUCUGCCGCCUUUCUCCACUAUCCCCAUACCUAUACUCCCAAAAGACAACCCCGCCCUGGCUCCGGAACGCAGCAACCAGGGAGAAACGAGUCUGGCUGCACACAGAGCGUGUCCCCAAAUCAGUGGCGCAGGAUCCUCCUCACCGCCGGCGAGGUCAGACCCGCCGCCUUAUCAUCGAGCCCAUCGUGGCGGACGACGUGUAUGCGACACAGUACGAUCAACCCACUGCGCUUGUCAUCCAGAACCUGGAGCCUGAAAUCUCCGAAGCGGUCUCUCAGGCUCUCGGCACGCAAACGGUGUUCGAGAUUAUCGAACUAGAGCCGGAAAACACCAUCAACUCCGAACACGGUGGGAACGUCAAAAGCACAUCGCUAGCUGAGAGCGGGUACCUGCUCGAGUACUCUGCGCUUGUGCGCGCGUGCAAGAGGACGAACUACGCUGCGACGACUGCGAUGCUCGCGUUAUUCGGACACCGCAGGCCGCAAACUAGGAGCUGA
This is a messenger RNA of Trametes versicolor FP-101664 SS1, 591 nucleotides long. RefSeq lists its product as uncharacterized. The transcript is spliced from 5 exons. NCBI's taxonomy places the organism in Eukaryota, Fungi, Basidiomycota, Agaricomycetes, Polyporales, Polyporaceae. The coding region runs from base 1 to 591 and encodes 196 amino acids. The record is from RefSeq and is a predicted model, not a curated record.